Messenger RNA from Passer domesticus (house sparrow), 2146 nucleotides. It is a transcript of the gene SSC4D, whose product is annotated as scavenger receptor cysteine rich family member with 4 domains. Gene Ontology annotation, biological process: zymogen activation. The coding region runs from base 1 to 1857 and encodes 618 amino acids. NCBI's taxonomy places the organism in Eukaryota, Metazoa, Chordata, Aves, Passeriformes, Passeridae. Gene Ontology annotation, cellular component: plasma membrane. The record is from RefSeq and is a predicted model, not a curated record. The transcript is spliced from 11 exons. Gene Ontology annotation, molecular function: serine-type endopeptidase activity.
AUGGCACUGCUCCCCCAGCGCACGCUGCAGCCAGACCGGCUGCUGGGGCCCGGGGAUGUGGGGCUGGGCUCCCGAGCAGCCCUGGCCAGCAGGACCCACACCCAUCCCCCGCCCAGGGAGCCUGCGAGCACCACCUCUGAGCCCGAGAUGUUGCCAUUCCCAGGUGGGCAGCACCACGCCAACAACCGCGUUGUGCUACAGAGGAGGGGCAGGAUUCUAUCCGAGGAGCAGGAGUUUGAUGUAGAUGUGCUCCCAUGGCCCUGCCUGCUGAGGGCCCUCUCUGCUGCCAUCCUCCCAGAGAUCCGUCUCGCCAGCGGGCCCAGCCGCUGCCAGGGCCGAGUGGAGAUCCUCUACAACGGCUCCUGGGGGACGGUCUGCGACGACGACUGGGACAUCGUGGACGCCAACGUGGUGUGCCGCCAGCUGGGCUGUGGCCAUGCCAUCACCCUGCCAGCCGCCAUGACCUUCGGCCAGGGCAGUGGGCCCAUCUUCCUGGACAACGUGGACUGCAAGGGCUCGGAGGCAGCCCUGAGCGAGUGCUGGAGCCACGGCUGGGGCAUCCACAACUGCUACCACUACGAGGACGUGGCUGUUGUGUGCAACGAGUUCUCACCCACGCAAGUCAGCGAAGGACCCACCACCAGGACCCUCACAGCCUCGGUACAGGAUGGGGAAAGUGACGGCAGCAUCCGCCUGGUGAGCGGCCCCGACACCUGCCAGGGCCGGGUGGAGAUCUUCUACCGCGGCAACUGGGGCACCGUCUGCGACGACGACUGGGGCCUGAGCGAUGCCAGCGUGGUCUGCAAGCAGCUGGGCUGUGGGCAAGCCCUGGAUUACAAGAGCAAUGCCUAUUUUGGCUAUGGAACGGGACGUAUCCUCCUGGACAACGUCAACUGCGACGGCAGCGAGCCCUUCCUGUCCGCCUGCUACAGCCUCGGCUGGGGCAUCCAUAACUGCGGCCACCACGAGGAUGCUGGGGUCAUCUGCGCAGGACUGGACACAUCCACCAUCACAUCAUUCACCACCUCAGUGGCCCUGGACUCUGAGGAGACUCUCACAGCCACAGCCACAGCAGUGACAGACAGCAGGGACCAGCCCUCCCCGGCCACCGAGGUGGUCACCACCACGCUCCUGACCAUCGAGCAGGAAAGUGGCGGCUUGCGGCUGGCGAACGGCAACGGGAGCUGCCGCGGGCGGGUGGAGGUGCGGCACCGCGGCACCUGGGGCACCGUCUGCGACGACGACUGGGACUUCCCCGACGCCCAGGUGGUUUGCCGGCAGCUGGGCUGCGGCAGCGCCCUCGCCGCCACCGUGCUCGGCUCCUUCGGCUACGGCAGCGGGCCCGUGCUGCUGGAUAACGUGGGCUGCGGCGGCGGCGAGGCGCGCCUGGCGGACUGCUUCCACCUGGGCUGGGGACAGCACAACUGCGGCCACCACGAGGACGCCGGGGUCAUCUGCCGAGGUGCUGAUGACACUGAAGACCAUUACCAAGAGGCCACUGCUACCACCACCACAUUGGUCCCCACUCGUCCCAAGGAGGGGUCGCUGCGCCUGGUGAACGGCAGCCACCGCUGCGAGGGCCGCGUGGAGCUCUUCUACCUGUCCCAGUGGGGCACGGUGUGCGACGACGCCUGGGACCUGCGGGACGCCAGGGUGGUGUGCAGGCAGCUGGGCUGCGGGCACGCCCUGGCAGCCCGGGGGGAGGCACACUACGGCCAAGGCUCGGGCUACAUCUUCCUCGACAACCUCAAGUGCAAGGGCCACGAGCCCUCGCUGCUGCGCUGCUCCCACAUCCGCUGGGACGUCCACAACUGCGACCACUCCGAGGAUGCCGGUGCUGUCUGUGACAUCCUAUGACCCUCCCGCAGCUCAGGUGGAAAGACCCAGCCUGCAGCACCAGUCACCUUCACCACCAAGUGUUUGAUUCCUACUGGGACAUUGGGAAAAUGACUUCUGUGUUCUCAUGGAUGGGGUUCAAGGGUGGGGAAGGGCUCAUGCAGUGGCACAAAGCUCACUCCUCUGUUUGUGCAAUUAUUUUGUUGAUAAGAGACUGUGCAUAUUCCUGGGUUGGGUUUUUUUCGUUUUCCAAUUUUUUUUUCUUAUACGUGUGUGGGUUUGUUUUUGUGAAUACAUAAAAGCCCUUUGA